Chrysemys picta bellii (western painted turtle) is the source of this 1464-nucleotide messenger RNA. RefSeq names its product nuclear receptor subfamily 2 group E member 3 (gene NR2E3). Gene Ontology annotation, molecular function: zinc ion binding; nuclear receptor activity; RNA polymerase II cis-regulatory region sequence-specific DNA binding. The record is from RefSeq and is a predicted model, not a curated record. Lineage: Eukaryota; Metazoa; Chordata; Testudines; Emydidae. Gene Ontology annotation, biological process: negative regulation of transcription by RNA polymerase II; anatomical structure development; cell differentiation.
AUGUCCACGUCCCCUGCUGAGUCCACCGUGAGCGCUGGCCUGGAGGACAGCCAGUCAGGGCUCAGCCCAGCCCCUGGCAAAGCCCUGAGCCCAGUGCUCACAUGCCGGGUGUGCGGUGACACCAGCAGUGGGAAGCACUACGGCAUCUACGCUUGCAACGGCUGCAGCGGCUUCUUCAAGCGGAGCGUGAGGAGGAAGCUCAUUUACAGGUGCCAGGCUGGGACGGGGAUGUGCCCCGUGGACAAAGCCCACAGAAACCAAUGCCAGGCCUGCAGACUGAAGAAGUGCCUGCAAGCAGGCAUGAACAAGGAUGCCGUGCAGAACGAGCGCCAGCCCCGCAGCACUGCCCAAGUCAGACUCAACAGCAUCCCGCUGGACACAGACCUCAAGCCUGCGCACUUGGCCACCACGCGGGAGGCCCCUCCGCCACCCUGCCCUGCCCUGCCGAGUCUUAGGGGCCCCGGCUCCUCUGUGCCGGGUACCCUGGGACCUCGGGCACCCACUCCUCCAAGUAAUCACCGCUUCAUGGCCAGCCUGAUGACAGCCGAGACCUGUGCCAAGCUGGAGCCCGAGGACGCUGAUGAGAACAUCGAUGUGACAGGUAAUGAGCCCGAGAGGACCUCGACUGAGUACCAGAUGUCCCCCUACCCAUCCGCCAGCCCUGAGAGCAUCUAUGAAACUUCCGCCCGCCUCCUCUUCAUGGCAGUGAAGUGGGCAAAAAACCUGCCCGUCUUCGCAAAUCUGCCCUUCAGGGACCAGGUGAUUUUGCUGGAGGAAGCCUGGAGCGAGCUGUUCCUGCUCUGCGCCAUCCAAUGGUCCAUGCCCUUGGAAAGCUGCCCGCUGCUCUCUGUGCCUGAGCUCUCCCCCAACAUCCAUGGGAAACUGGUGUCUGCCAGCGUGGACAUCCGCAUCCUGCAGGAAACCAUCAGCCGCUUCAAGUCCCUGACCAUAGACCCCACAGAGUUCGCGUGCAUGAAGGCCAUUGUGCUCUUCAAACCAGAGACACGAGGCCUGAAGGAUCCAGAGCAGGUGGAGAACUUGCAAGAUCAGUCGCAGGUGAUGCUGGACCAACACAACCGGACACACUACCCCAGCCAGCCUGUCAGGUUUGGGAAACUGCUCCUGCUCCUUCCCUCCUUGAGGUUUAUUUCCUCAGACCGGAUCGAGCUCCUCUUCUUCCGCAGAACUAUCGGGAACACUCCCAUGGAGAAGCUGCUCUGCGACAUGUUCAAAAACUGACCUGUCCCUCUUGCGACCAGGGUCCCUUGAGGUGGGUGCUGAGGGCUUCCUGGUAGUUCCAAGAACCUGGUUUCCAGAGCAGGUGAAAGGAAUGUGGAAAUCCCACUCAGUCCUGAGUGAGUUGUCCAAGUCAACUGCGUAUCUACCAAUCCUGACAUAGUAUGGCCAGGAUUAAUCUCUGUUCACAAGCAGCUGCAGCCAACUGGAAAUUGUUACCUAUCAACA